This is a messenger RNA of Lolium rigidum, 564 nucleotides long. RefSeq lists its product as uncharacterized. Lineage: Eukaryota; Viridiplantae; Streptophyta; Magnoliopsida; Poales; Poaceae. The transcript has 6 exons. The record is from RefSeq and is a predicted model, not a curated record. The annotation marks the transcript as partial.
CCCCCAUCACGUGCGACGGUGGCGGCGCUGCUGGGCCACCCGGUGGCGGUUCUUUCGGAGAGGCCGGUGCCGCGGCUCACGAGGCUGCUGGUGAACGUGACGGUGGGGCGGAGCCUGUGGCCGGUGCACGUCGUGCUGGGCGUCGAUGCCACCGUGGCCGACCUCGCGCGCGCCACCGUCGCCGCCUACAUCACCGAGGGACGCAGGGCGCCACUCCCCGCCGACGCCAACGACGUCGACGCGGCCGCACGGUUCGAGCUGCAUCUCUCUUUUAUCUCCUCUCCCGUCCUCAUGUGCAGCUCCAUACCAGCCAUCCCCAGAUCUCCUCCACCACUUGUGAUGUGUGGAACCUCUGAAGAUGAUCAGAUAUUGGGGGAGUACUGGAAAGAAUCAGAGUAUUAUUUUGCACAGAUUCGCUGCAAAUACCUUUUUCUCGAGCUGGACUAUUGGAUUGUUUUUGCUCCCAAAACAGAUGUUGUUCCUUAUCUCAUGCCAUCUGUAAUGUCCGCACAAAAGAAGGCGAUUUCAUUCGAGGGGCAUUUUUUAUAUUCCAAGGUGGAGUAA